Messenger RNA from Thelazia callipaeda (thelaziosis nematode), 831 nucleotides. NCBI's taxonomy places the organism in Eukaryota, Metazoa, Nematoda, Chromadorea, Rhabditida, Thelaziidae. The record is from the annotation of a GenBank genome assembly.
AUGGAACCUGAAGAACCUGAAGAAGAACUGAGAGGCAGAAUGUUGGAUAUAACUGUUCUUUUUUCUCAUGCAUAUACAAAUCUUCGAGAUUACCAUUUAAGAGUAACACCGUCAUAUUUCAAGAAAUUGGGUGAAAAAUUAAGAAAUCACCAAAAAUAUGAGCAAGAAGAUGAGCUAUCUAUUCAAAUUGCGACACGUACUCAGUCUUAUCCACUCGAUUUAAACAGCGGUAUUCGUUUUUCUACCGAAGCAACGGUAUUACAAGCUUCCGAACAACAAGAGCAACAGGAACAGGAUGAGCAGAAAGGGCAACAGCAAGAAGAACAAGAAGAGCAACAAAAGCUACAAGAACAACAACAACAACAAGGACGGCAUCAAGGACAACAGCAACAAGAACAAAGGCAACAAAAGCAACAACAACAAGAAUGUAUAAAAGAAGAUUCAAGAAAAAAAUCAAAGCAAAAAAAAAAAAAUGAAGGCUGUCGACCAGUGCAUUCUCCAUCAGAAACUAAACACAUAACAGUACCACAGGAUGAGAGUAUUGCAUAUGCACUUUCUACAACCACUUUUACUGAUAGUACCACAAGUGAAAUAUUAGCAACACGCGUGAAAUCAAUUAGUGAAUUCCAAGAUGGAAUAGAAACGGAUUUCCUACUGGACGAGGAUAAUAUCUUGUCGAUUCUUAAUUUUAAAAAUAACCCGAACUGCGCCGUUUAUGAAUUGCAAAAUUCAAGUGGAUGUAAAAUAUAUGUGGAAAGAGCCGAAAGCCAAGCGUUAAUAAUGUCUUUAGACGUCGAGGGGAGACUGCUCUAUAUCAGUAGCAACUUUUGA